This is a messenger RNA of Linum trigynum, 975 nucleotides long. Lineage: Eukaryota; Viridiplantae; Streptophyta; Magnoliopsida; Malpighiales; Linaceae. The record is from the annotation of a GenBank genome assembly.
AUGGCGGGAGGAGGAGGAUUUGUGUACGGGGAAGUGGUGGCGUUUUCAGCGAUGGUGAGUAUAGAGUGUAUGAAUGUUGGGCUGAACACACUCUUCAAAGCUGCAACUAUGGCGGGCAUGAGCUACCAUGUCUUUGUUGUCUAUUCCUACGCAAUUGCUACUCUUGCUCUCCUCCCGGCUCCUUUCUUCUCCCGCAGAUCAAGAGCUCUUCCUCGGUUAAGUUUCUCUGUACUCUGGAAAAUUGGCCUUCUUGGGGUCAUUGGAAGCUCAUCCCAGAUCAUGGGAUACGCAGGCAUCAAUUACAGCUCUCCUACACUUGCUUCAGCUAUAGGCAACCUCACUCCAGCUUUUACCUUUUUACUUGCUGUCAUUUGCAGAAUGGAGAAAGUCAUUGUGAGGAGAAGAUCCAGUCAGGCCAAAGUACUGGGCACAGCAGUCUCAAUAGCAGGUGCAUUUGUUGUAACUCUCUACAAGGGUGCUCCAAUUAUCAAGGCUUCUCUGUCAUCGUCAACUGUUCAACUCAAUCAAUCUCUUGCUAGCUCACCAACCCAAAACUGGGUCCUUGGUGGGUUUUUCCUCACCUGUGAGUACCUUCUAGUUCCUUCAUGGUACAUUGUUCAGACUCAAAUUAUGAAGGAGUACCCAGCUGAAGUCACGGUAGUCUUCUUCUACAAUAUAGUUGUGUGCAUCAUAGCAGCAUUUGUUGCUCUUGUUACAGAAGGGACUUCUCCAACUGCCUGGAUAUUGAAGCCUAAUGUAGCGUUAGCAUCCGUGGUUUGCUCGGGAUUUGGAUCGUGCUUGAACAACAGUGUUCAUACAUGGGCACUGCGGAUCAAGGGACCUGUGUUUGUAGCAAUGUUUAAGCCGUUGUCCAUCGCCAUCGCUGUUGCUAUGGGCGUGAUGUUUCUGGGCGACACACUUUAUCUGGGAAGUGUGAUUGGGGCAGUAGUAAUAUCGAUUGGAUUUACACUCUGA